Orbicella faveolata is the source of this 2837-nucleotide messenger RNA. RefSeq names its product heat shock 70 kDa protein 12A-like. The record is from RefSeq and is a predicted model, not a curated record. NCBI's taxonomy places the organism in Eukaryota, Metazoa, Cnidaria, Anthozoa, Scleractinia, Merulinidae. Gene Ontology annotation, molecular function: ATP-dependent protein folding chaperone; ATP binding.
ACAGAGGACGAAUAAUGUCAAUAAGCUUGACAGUGCGGAAACCGCGGUUUCGAACGGUGCUGCUUAAUGUUUGUGAAUUCCUGCCACAACGGCCUUCUCUCCCCAGCCUUCUCACAGGUUUCGGCGUCCCCGUUGCCGUGCGCGUUCCCGCUGCUUAAAGUCCCUAUUCCCCAGUACGGCCCUUGCGCUUGGUUAGUAAGAGGUUAUUACUUUCUCGGUUACGUGUUUUAUUUACCAGUAGGUUAUCUUAAGCGUUAUCGUCUAAAGUUGUCCCGGGUAGUAGGACACAGUACCUGAAAACAUUUGCUUGUAAACGCGGGCUACCUACCUGCUUGUGAGCAGGGCCUUAUGAUAAGGGAUUGUUUAUGCCUCGUCUUGACGCUAAAAACUUCCGUAACACGAGUACUUAAUGUUCUUGUACUGUGAAACCGGAAGUCGAAUAUUCACGUAUUUUCUGUUUUUCGACGUCCAAACACAAAGACGACGUAGGAAUUGGGUAUGCUCCUCUUCAAGCUGACGUAAAGAAAUGUUCAAAAGAAAAAAUGAAGUUUUAUAUUUUUGUAAGGGCAAGUCAUAGGAAUGUAAGGGGUUUUCCGAGAAAACAGGAUAUUAAAAUGCGUGACCUUUCAAUUGAUACGGGAUAUUUCCCUUCGCUUUUGUUCUUUCUCAGGAAACGGUAAAACAAACAACUCAAUCUCUACAGCGAAGUUUCCUCGCUUACAACGAUACGAGUUCCUGAUUACGAAAUAACCGGGUGAGAAUGGCUAGCAAAGGAACAGAAAAUCCUUCCACUGAGUUGCAGAAGUCGUAUAUUGCCGUGGUAGCGAUAGAUUUUGGUACGUCGUACAGUGGUUUUGCAUUUUCAUUCAAUAAGGGUGAAGAAAAGGACGCCAUAUUUAUGAACAAGGACUGGACGAAUGAACAAGGUAGCAGAACGAGCAAGGCGCCGACAUGCUUGCUUCUUGCUCCAGACCUCACAUUUCACUCGUUCGGUUACGAGGCAAUGGAAAAUUAUGCACAACUUCAAAGCGAGGAAGAGGAACAACAAUACUUUUUCUUUCAGCAUUUUAAAAUGGCGCUCCAUAGCGACAAGACCUUGAGCUUGGAUACAACCAUCGAAGCAGCCAAUGGAAAACACGUUAAGGCCAGGACUGUUUUUGCACAUGCCAUUAAAUUCAUGAAAGACGAGGCUAUCAAACUCAUUCGUGAUGAAACUGGGGAUAAACAGUUUAAAGCGGAUGAUAUCCAGUGGGUUCUAACUGUACCUGCCAUAUGGACCCCGAGAGCUAAACAGUUCAUGAGAGAAGCAGCUUAUGAGGCUGGCAUUGGUUCUAUGACCAAUCCUGGACAGUUAAUCAUUGCUCUAGAACCUGAAACUGCCGCUUUGUUCUGCAUGGAACGAAAGAUCAGCAAACUUGAAACAGAACGUGUCAGUGAUCUUGAAGACGCAAAGCUUGCACAGCCACAAACUCAGUACAUGGUCGUUGACAUUGGAGGGGGGACGCUAGAUGUGGCCAUACACGAAAUUACUGAUGAUGGCAGUAUCAAAGAGAUUGACAAGAUUACCGGGGGCCCUUAUGGAGGAAUCAAGGUAAACCGUAAGUUUGAAAACCUUUUGGACGAGCUGUUUGGAGCAGAAAAUCUGAAAAAGUAUAGAGAGCAGUAUCCCUCUGACUGGCUUACUGUAAUGAAUGACUUUGAAGGAAAAAAGCAGGGCUUGCGAAUUGUAGAGGGAAAAACGACAAAUAUCCGUUUGCCAGCCACUUUUGCUUCCUUGGUCAAACGACGUCCAAGUUAUACCAGGCAACGUUACGGUGAGGAAGAGGUUAAGCUCAGAAAGAACGAAUAUCUUUGCUUAAGUCAAAGCAUGAUGAAGAUGUUGUUUAAGCCAGUUUUGAACGACAUUAAAGAACAUCUUAAAGCCUUACAAGGAAGACAGCAGGUUUCAAAAGUGAAAACAAUGCUAUUAGUCGGAGGAUUCGCAGACUCUGCCUUGCUUCGAGAAGAAAUGCUGAAUGAAUUUUCCCACGAUUAUCGCGUUCUGAUCCCUCGUAACGCUGCUAUAGCGGUAGUUCAAGGUGCUGUCUUAUUCGGCAAGAAUCCAGCUAAAAUAACAGAGAGAAUAGUUAGCACCACCUAUGGUGCCGACUGUUCACGAGAUUUUGAUAAGACCGUUCAUCCUAUCGACAAGUUGUUCAUGGCAGAUGACCGUCAAAAGUGUAAGGACUUAUUUAACUGUUUUGUCAAAGAAAAUGACGUUGCAAGGUCUGGUCAAAGUAUUAAGAGGAUGUAUAGCCCGCUCCACGAUAACGAUACCGAGCUCACGUUUGGAUUUUACAUUACAAGAAAUCCCGAUUGCAAGUUUGUUACUGACCCAGGGGUAACCAAGAUUGGAAGUGUGAAGGUCCAGUCACCCGAUAUUUCGAAAGGUCGCGGCAGAGAUAUUGAAGUCAGCAUGCAUUUUGGCGGAACAGAAAUUGUGGCUACAGCGGUGGAUAUUACAAGUGGAUGUACAGCUCAAACUACCCUAGACUUUUUUCAUAAGUAACUGACACUGACGCUUGCAUUGAUUCCUAUGUGGAGACGAAAAUGGCCAAUUCACUCCGUGAGACGAGCCUGCAGGGAAUCAUGGUAGUUGUAUUUAUUAUCUAGGACUCACGGUUGAGGACUGGAUAUUUGUUUUCAUGAAUACAACUACCAUCUUUCCCUGCAGACACGUGUCAUAGAGGGAAUUGCUCAUUGUGCCAUUAUGAGUUCACCAAAUUUAAAGGAGCUCAGUCACGGUUUGCGCAUAUUGAAAAGUUUAGCCUCAGUUUUUCAAAUUCGUCGUUUGUAAU